UUUUUUUUUUUGGAAGAACUAAAACGUUCAUUGAAUUAGGAAAAAAAGUUGUGAAUCACAGGGGGAAUUCCCUCCCCUUAAUACAGACCAGUUGAAAUAUUAGAGACUUUAACUUUUUUUGCUAAUCCAUCUGCAACUGAAUUACAAGAGCAAUUAAUAAGGAGAAGUUACAAACACUAGAACUAGCACUCAAGUCUAAAACUUCCAACAAAACAGUUAAACAUGACCAAUCAGGGGUCUGCUAUCCUUCGCCAAAGCAGUCAUCAGGAUUUGGGAGUCAGAGAGAAUAUGGAUAUCGUUCCACUUACUUUGCUUUGCCCACUGAAGAGCAAGCAGAACCGCACGACAUUUUGCUUCCAAAAUAGAGGAAGCUUUUCAACUGUUGAACUUUAAACGCCCAGAAGUUGUCUGAUCGAUUCACAACAACUACAGUGAUACCCACAUUACCCUGAAACCAAGAGGCAUCAGCAAAUAACACAAAAUUUGCCUAUCUCCACCUUUGACAAGGCACCAUACUGGACUCUGUAGUUGACUGAGUCUCCACACCAGAGAACGAAGAAAACUCAAUAAAUUUGGCAUUCACCCUCGAAAUGCCAAGCUAGAGGUUCCCAUUCACUCCACCACGACUGAGGCAAUUACGUUGCAACCAAACCUCAAAGAAAAUGCAUCCCAUGAAGAUAAAAAUAUUUUUUUCUAUUAUUUAGGGAGGAACCUGCCAAGAGAACUUCUGCAAAUGGAAUUAUUGAACUGCCUGGGACAUUAUCAAUUAAGAGAUUUGGGCACCCCAAGAACCAUAAUGCCCUCGCAAAGCUGCAAUCCUUGAAGAGAUGAAGACAAAGUUUCCUCCUCCGAUCCACAUAGGAGACAUUCUUUGUCAUAUAGGAAAGGAAGCUUAUUUUUUUUUGUAGGUAGUGCUUCAUUUAAACCUCUCCAAAUAAGGAUAGCAAUCCUCGGAUGUAAAUCUGAAUGCCACAACCACUUUCAUAUGUCUCUUUUAGGAGAGAAACGUUGUUCUUGAUUUACACAAUAAGCACUUUCAACCGAGAACUUAUCAUUCUUGUUAACCUUCCAAAUAAGUUGAUUCGGAUGAGGACUUGGGAUUCUAGGAAUUUCCAGGAUUUGCUUCCCCAAGUCCUCAACCAAAGAUUUGCAGGACAAGCUCCAUGUUCCACGAGCUACCAAUAGAGAUGUCAGCAAUCGAACGAGCUGUGUAUCUAUUAGCUUUAAGGCCAUCCAUAAGUAGCUUAAAGUCAUUCAGAUUUAUCCAAAGGAUCCAAGGUUGAUUCCAUAAAUCAAUAGAAUCUCCCCCCGCACCGUAGCCAAAGAAACCGAACCCUUGGCAAUUACAUCUCUGACUUCCAAAAGAAAGAAUGGUUGCUCUUUGCUUUAACUGACCAGAAAUUCUCGAAUCGACAGUAUUUAUUAAGAACAUAGUUGACCCACGGUUUAUCAACUUCCUUUGCAAUGUACCACGCCAAUUUUGAGAGAAGGGUUUUAUUCAUGUCCUUGAAGCGUCUAAUGCCAAGGCCCCUGAAAGUUUUGGUGGGCAAAUUUGAUCCCAAGCUUAAGGGCUAGGAAUCUAUCCAAGUUAAAAAAAAGCUAUAAAAUAAUAACUCUGCUUCAAAUUUUAAUCUUAACGAAGCAAAAACAAAAUGAUGAAAUAAGAAUUGCACAUUCAAAUUCUCACGACAUCUUUCUCCAAAAAAGUCCAACACGAUGCUUUUCAACAAUUUAUAUAUGAAUUAUAAUAUUAUAUAUGUGUAUUUAAUUUAUAUACAUAAUAAUAAUAAUUAAAAAAAAACGUAUCCCAUUUCUCCAUCACUUGGAAGAAUACAUUAAUCUCAAUUAUAUUACAACUAGUCAAACUUGACUGCUGCUAUAAUUUUUGUUUGUAUUAUCUAUGAUUGCUGUAUUGACUAGUCUCUCUUCUUUUUAUGUGUUAUCUGCAACGAUACACUCUCUAUCAACUCUGUUUAUCUUCUUCUGUUCUGAUAUUGAGAGUUGGUGGAAGAAGAAGAUCAAGAAGUUAUGGCUGUGGGAUUAAUGGUAGAAAGCCAAGGAGAUGGCAAAUACAGCGGCAAAAUGACUCCAUUUGUAAUCUUCUCUUGUAUGAUGGCCGCCAUGGGAGGUGUUAUUUUUGGCUACGACAUUGGAAUUUCAGGUGGGGUUACUUCAAUGGAACCAUUCUUAAAGAAAUUUUUCCCAGAAGUGUAUAUUAAGAUGAAACAAGACUCGGAAAUAAGCAACUACUGCAAAUUCGACAGUCAACUCUUGACCUCUUUCACAUCGUCACUCUACUUAGCUGGUCUUGUAGCUUCCUUCUUUGCCUCCUCAGUCACCAAAACCUUUGGCCGCAAGCCUUCAAUCCUAAUUGGUGGCGCCGCCUUUCUCACCGGCUCGGCCUUAGGCGGUGCCGCCAUUAACAUCUACAUGCUAAUUCUAGGCCGCAUGUUGCUUGGAGUUGGUGUUGGUUUCGCUAACCAAUCAGUACCUCUGUAUCUAUCCGAAAUGGCACCACCAAAAUUCAGAGGAGCAAUCAAUAAUGGCUUCCAAUUCAGUAUCGGAAUUGGCGGUUUAUCGGCAAGUCUAAUCAAUUUUGGGACGGAAAAGAUCAAAGGCGGUUGGGGAUGGCGGAUCUCCCUAGCCAUGGCGGCGUUUCCAGCCACAAUCCUUACCCUCGGCGCCAUUUUCCUCCCAGAAACACCCAACAGCCUAAUCCAGCGGAACAACGAUCCACACAAAGCAGAGCUCAUGCUGCGGCGCGUGAGAGGCACGGACGACGUGGAAGCCGAAAUGAACGAUCUCGUAAAAGCCAGCAACGUCGCUAGAAACACCAAACACCCAUUUCGAAAAAUCGUCGAGAGAAAGUACAGACCUCAACUGGUGAUGGCGAUAGCCUUACCUUUUUUCCAACAGGUGACCGGAAUCAACGUCAUUGCUUUCUACGCCCCACUUCUCUUCCGUACAAUCGGAUUUGGGGAAAGCGGUUCGCUGUUGUCUGCGGUUAUGACCGGUGCGGUGGGCGCCUUCUCGACUUUUAUCUCGAUGCUUAUAGUGGACAAGUUUGGGCGUAGAGCUCUGUUCAUGGCGGGAGGAAUUCAAAUGUUUGUUUCUCAGAUCAUGAUCGGAGGUGUUAUGGCGGCAAAGCUCGGUGACCACGGAGGAGUAGAGGGGGAAGGGUUUGCGUAUAUGGUGAUUGUGUUGAUAGGAGUGUACGUGGCUGGAUUUGGUUGGUCGUGGGGGCCUUUGGGUUGGUUGGUUCCGAGUGAGAUAUUUCCAUUGGAGAUAAGAUCAGCUGGGCAGAGUAUUACGGUAGUGGUGAACUUUCUGUUCACUUUCAUCGUGGCUCAGACAUUUCUGGCCAUGCUUUGCCAUUUUAGAGCUGGAAUCUUCUUCUUCUUUGGGGGUUGGGUGGUGGUGAUGACUGCUUUUGUUUACUUGUUUUUGCCUGAGACAAAGAAUGUACCAAUUGAGAAGAUGGAUGAGGUUUGGAAGAGCCACUGGUUUUGGAAGGGUUUUGUUGGCCCUGCUGAAGAUCGUAAGAUAUGAAACAAUCUUACUUUUUGUUUAAAAAAUCAUCCAGUGCUAAUUGAUUUGAACAAUGAAAUUAUACACAAAUUUUAUAAUGUAUAUGUGUGCUAAAAUUUGUAAUUAUAUAUUUACAUAUCAAUAUUAUCAUUACUCAUUUCAUAUA
Messenger RNA from Cannabis sativa, 3694 nucleotides. Its product is annotated as hexose carrier protein HEX6. Gene Ontology annotation, biological process: monosaccharide transmembrane transport. NCBI's taxonomy places the organism in Eukaryota, Viridiplantae, Streptophyta, Magnoliopsida, Rosales, Cannabaceae. The transcript has 3 exons. Gene Ontology annotation, molecular function: monosaccharide transmembrane transporter activity. Bases 2029 to 3549 code for a protein of 506 amino acids. The record is from RefSeq and is a predicted model, not a curated record. Gene Ontology annotation, cellular component: membrane.